Aphanomyces invadans is the source of this 1958-nucleotide messenger RNA. RefSeq lists its product as hypothetical. The record is from RefSeq and is a predicted model, not a curated record. The transcript has 3 exons. Gene Ontology annotation, molecular function: N-acetyltransferase activity. The coding region runs from base 39 to 524 and encodes 161 amino acids. Gene Ontology annotation, biological process: mitotic sister chromatid cohesion. Lineage: Eukaryota; Oomycota; Saprolegniomycetes; Saprolegniales; Verrucalvaceae. Gene Ontology annotation, cellular component: cytoplasm; NatA complex.
CCGGACCGAGAGUGUGGUGCAAAGUUGCGACGGCGGCGAUGGGCAGUCGGGAUCGCGAUGCGCUGCCCGUUGAGUUCGGACCCAUCACUGCACAGAACGUCGGCGUGCUGCGGGUCCUCAAUCAAGUCAUCUUCCCAGUGCGCUACAACGAUGCGUUCUACACGGACAUUGUGUCAACACCGCGCGAGUUGUCCAAGUAUGGCUGUGUCAACGGCAUGAUUGUGAGCUCCAUUUGUUGUCGCGUUGAGACUAUGCCAGACGGGUUCGAACGAGUCUACAUCAUGACGCUGGGUGUGUUGGAGCCGUAUCGCAAGCACAGCCUCGGUGGCGCGCUCCUCGAAAGCGUCCUGGCACACUGCGAACGCAUGAAGAUGGACCACAUUUACCUUCACGUCCAGACGAGCAAUGCGGCUGCCAUUCGGUUCUACGAGCGCCAUGGAUUCCACGUCACGCAGACCAUCUACAACUACUACAGGAACAUCAGCCCUCCCGACUGCUUCAUCUUGGCUCGGUCAUUCGGGUAAUGGAAACGACCCCCUCUUUUGUCACCGUUGCUCUCGUUCUCCAGUCUCUGGACACCCGUUUUGCCACUCCGUACCCCCUUUUGGAUGUAACACUAUUUUCGAUGCAACUCUAUUUAACGUUUAUUCCGCCACUCGCGCUUUCUUCGCGUGCAAGGCGUUCAACUUGUCGGCGGAAUAUGCGGCGGCAGCAGGCAGUUUGAACGAUAUGCACAUCAUGAGCUUCUUCGGCGCGACGUCGCGGACGUGAUGCACGCUAAACUCCUCAAGCUUGGCACCAAGGAUGGUCUCCGUGCGCUACAAAUCCUCGUCUGUCAACAAUCGAUCGAUCGUUUUCAUCGUGUCGUACCUCUUGCACGUCUUUCUCCGGUGCGUCCAUGUUGGUCGUGAAACAGUAUGUGUGGAUCGUCGGUAACUCUCCUUCCCACUCAUCAAAUUGACCGGGAAAUGCAUCCAGGAACUCGAGCGCGAUCGCAGGCAAGUUCAUGAUGACUUGAGUAAAUUGGAUCUUGGACGACAGCAAGUGCGCAAGGAAGGCGCGGCCGUCCAUGUUGAAACUGUGCACUUUCCCUUCGACCUUGUUCUUCUUUCGAUUCACGUUCAGGUACUCGAAGCUCUUGGGGUUCAAGUCGUUAGCGUAAACGACGCACCCCCGUUUCCCGAGCGGGAUCGCGAAUGGCCCGAUGCCGCACAUCAUGUCACACACCACGUCCGUCGGCUGGAGCGACCGCACAAGACGCAAGUGUUCCUGCUGCAGACGCGAGUUCCAGUACACUUGCGCAAAGUUAAAGUGGAAGUUGCAGUCGCUUUCGUGGAGCACCACCUCCAUGUUGUCUUCGCCCGCCAACACUUCCAUGGGGAACGUGCGGAACACGCUGUCGAUCACGUCCGUUUUGUUUACGACCGUCUUGAUGCGCGGCGUGUUCUUGUCCAAGAUCACUUGGCCGAUAACGUGUUUGUACGGAAGAUGAAAGUCGCGCAGGUUGAGAUGCGCAAUGUGGCCGAUCGUUUCGAAGGAGGCGGGAAUCUCUGUGAUCGAUUCAGGCAACAGGCGGCGGAGGACGUGCUCCACGGACCAGAACGAGUAGUCCAACGAGAUCUCGUGCGGCUGGACCUACAAAGAAUGGACAUUGGGACAUGCGCGAUGGACAAGACAUUACGCGAAGCUUCUCGUUGCGGAUGUAGUCGUGGAGUUCUUGUGGGCAUCCUGUGAGCUCGUCGCCUUGGAACUUUUCAUUGAGGAGCACCAACUUGGACGACACUUCCGUUUGUGGGUUCGGGACAACGUUGCGAAGCUUGGGACGAUUGAGCAAAUGCUGUGAGAAGGUCUUGAUGAUGUGCCCGAUCUGUUUGCCUUCGGCGGCGACGCCCAUGACCUGUAGAGUCUGCAAGAACGCGGACCGAUCCAGGACGACGGCGGCGGCGGCUUUGGACACG